This is a messenger RNA of Kogia breviceps (pygmy sperm whale), 861 nucleotides long. RefSeq names its product major histocompatibility complex class I-related gene protein. Lineage: Eukaryota; Metazoa; Chordata; Mammalia; Artiodactyla; Physeteridae. Gene Ontology annotation, cellular component: external side of plasma membrane. Gene Ontology annotation, biological process: antigen processing and presentation of endogenous peptide antigen via MHC class Ib; antigen processing and presentation of endogenous peptide antigen via MHC class I via ER pathway, TAP-independent; positive regulation of T cell mediated cytotoxicity. The record is from RefSeq and is a predicted model, not a curated record.
UCUCUGAGAUAUUUUCACCUGGGCGUCUCAGAUCCUGGCUAUGGGAUCCCUGAAUUUAUUUCAGAUGGGUGUGUGGAUUCUGAUCCCAUCACCGUGUAUGACGGUGUCUCUCAGCGGAAGGAGCCACAGGACCUGUGGAUGGUGGAGAACCUGGUGCCUGAUCGCUGGGAGAGGUACACACAGCUGCUGCAGGACUGGCAGCAGACGUUCAAGGUGGAACUGAAGUGGCAGCAGCAUCACUGCAAUCACUCAGGUGGCCACACUUACCAGAGAAUGAUUGGCUGUGAGUUACUGGAGGAUGGAAGCACCACGGGAUCUCUCCAAUAUGCAUAUGACGGACAGAAUUUCAUUAUCUUCAGUACAGAUACCCUCUCCUGGAUGGCUAUGGAUAAUAUGGCUCACAUCACCAAGGGGACAUGGGAGGCCAGUUGGCGUGAGCUACAAUAUCAAAAGAAUUGGCUGGAAGAAGAAUGUAUUGCCUGGUUAAAAAGAUUUCUGGAGUAUGGGAAAGGUACCCUACAAAGGACAGAAAUUUCCAUGAUCUGGAUGAAAAAUGGGGAAGAAAUUGUCCAAGAAAUGGAUUAUGGAGACCUUCUUCCCAGUGGGGAUGGGACCUAUCAGACAUGGGUGUCAGUUGAGCUGGAUCCUCAGAGCAGCAACCUUUACUCCUGUCAUGUGGAGCAUGGCGGUGUCCACGUGGUUCUUCAGGGUUCCCAGGAAUCGGAAACUAUGCUUCUGGCGAUGAAAGCUGUUGGGUUCAUUGUCCUCGCCAUUGCCCUGUCUGGAGUUGGUGUUGCAGCCUGGCAAAGGAAGCCCUGAGAGCAAAAUGGAGUUGUCUACCUUCCUACACCAGAUCGCUGA